UAUUUCUUUUCUCUGUCAAAUUAUUACAGAACCAACGAACCUCUCGCUCUUUUUUAUUUAUUUUCACAUUUUUUUCAUAAUCAUAAAAUCAAAUCAAUUUUUGUUUCGCUUCUCACACUUCCCGGAACCUUCUCUUCACUCCUUUCACCAAUUUUCCGUUGCCAUGCGAGAAAGAAAUGAGAUGAAGCCGAUUCAACUUCCACCUCCAACCGCCACCGGCUCAGCUGCAAGUUCUCCUAACCGUCCCCAGCGCCGCCGCAGAGACCUUACGCUUCCGCUUCCACAGCGUGACACAAACUUAGCGGUUCCGCUUCCGCUUCCUCCGUCUGGUGGCGGAAGCGGCGGGAGUGGAAAUGGAGGAAGCGGUGGGAACGGAAGUGCGGGAGGAACGAAUCAGCAACUGGUGAUUCCUUUCUCGGAGCUGGAGAGGCUGAACCGGAUCGGAAGCGGUAGCGGAGGAACGGUUUAUAAAGUAGUUCACAGAAUCAACAGCCGUGCUUACGCUUUGAAGGUGAUUUACGGUCAUCACGAGGAAUCUGUUCGUCGUCAGAUCCAUAGAGAAAUCCAGAUCUUGAGAGAUGUUGAUGAUCCAAACGUGGUCAAGUGUCACGAGAUGUACGAUCACAACGCUGAAAUUCAGGUUCUGUUGGAAUACAUGGACGGUGGUUCUCUCGAAGGGAAACACAUCCCUCAGGAGAAUCAGCUUGCUGACGUGGCACGUCAGAUCCUCCGUGGACUUGCUUAUCUCCACCGUCGUCACAUCGUUCAUAGAGACAUCAAACCGUCAAAUCUGUUGAUCAAUUCGCGGAAACAGGUUAAGAUCGCUGACUUCGGUGUUGGUAGAAUUCUGAAUCAAACGAUGGAUCCGUGUAAUUCAUCGGUAGGAACGAUUGCUUACAUGUCACCGGAGAGGAUAAACACCGAUAUCAACGACGGACAAUACGAUGCCUACGCCGGUGACAUAUGGAGUUUAGGUGUGAGUAUAUUGGAGUUUUACAUGGGAAGAUUUCCGUUUGCGGUUGGUAGACAAGGUGAUUGGGCAAGUUUGAUGUGUGCUAUUUGUAUGUCGCAACCACCGGAAGCUCCGACAAGUGCUUCGCCGGAGUUUAGAGAUUUCGUUUCGCGGUGUUUGCAGAGAGAUCCGUCGAGGAGAUGGACUGCUUCGAGGUUGCUUUCGCAUCCUUUUCUUACUCGAACGGUUUCUCAUCAAAAUCAGAGUCCUCCAAAUCUCCAUCAACUACUUCCUCCUCCACCAAGGCCACUUUCUUCUUAGUUCAUGUUUUUUUUUUAAUUAUUAUUAUUAUUAUUAUUACUAGUACUAUUUUCAAAAAAAGAAGAACUAAAUUGGUUGAAUCAGAUGCUGAGAUUGUUACCAUAACAUGAAUGAUGAAUCUAGCACUGGUGACCUGUUUUUAAUUUUAUUUUUAUCUUUAUAAAUGUUAUAUUAUGUACCAAAAUGUAAUCCAAAUCCAACGCUUCCUUUAUUUGCUUAAAAUUAUGUAACUGCUUUUCACUUC
Messenger RNA from Lathyrus oleraceus (garden pea), 1517 nucleotides. RefSeq names its product mitogen-activated protein kinase kinase 4. Bases 164 to 1273 code for a protein of 369 amino acids. Lineage: Eukaryota; Viridiplantae; Streptophyta; Magnoliopsida; Fabales; Fabaceae. Gene Ontology annotation, molecular function: ATP binding; protein serine/threonine kinase activity. The record is from RefSeq and is a predicted model, not a curated record. Gene Ontology annotation, biological process: protein phosphorylation. The transcript is spliced from 2 exons. Gene Ontology annotation, cellular component: cytoplasm.